This is a messenger RNA of Carassius carassius (crucian carp), 3583 nucleotides long. RefSeq names its product receptor-type tyrosine-protein phosphatase N2-like. The transcript is spliced from 23 exons. The coding region runs from base 211 to 3207 and encodes 998 amino acids. The record is from RefSeq and is a predicted model, not a curated record. Gene Ontology annotation, cellular component: secretory granule. Gene Ontology annotation, biological process: protein dephosphorylation. Gene Ontology annotation, molecular function: protein tyrosine phosphatase activity. NCBI's taxonomy places the organism in Eukaryota, Metazoa, Chordata, Actinopteri, Cypriniformes, Cyprinidae.
ACGUCAGAGGCGGGUUGCUGUUCAGUGCUGAUUUUGGCGUCGCGCGGACUGCGGUGCGAGCUGAUAGGUUUUGCGUACGCUUGACGUCUCCUCUUCACUUGUUUCACACUCUCUCCCAUUUCUCCCUCUAUCUCCACACCGUCUCCAUCCAUCCCCCAUCAUUUCAGACCUCGCGCACAGAAGGAAAGCCACCGCUGGCAUGGAUUAAUAAUGAGCGGAGGAGAUGGACGCGUGAUCAGAAGAAUGGAAUCGUUUCACCUGUUUCUCACCAUCCUUGCGCUUCGGGCCAGUCUCGCCUCUACGGCAGAUCAUAAAUUCGGCUGCCUGUUUGAGAAGGGUCUGUGUCUGAAUUAUGAAGUCUGUCUUAAUGAUGGCAUGUUUGGCCGCUGUGAGGCCGCUCCGCUAACAGCCGUCUACACGUAUGAUGUCACAGCAGCAACGGUACAGAGAUUCCGCACGCUGCUCCAGAAACUGGCACACAGAGGAUUGUCUUGGGAAGAUGAUGUCACACAACAAGUUUUAUCAAACGAGUUCUCAAAACUACACAAAGUUUCCCUACCAUUACCAGAGCCAAGGCCGCAGGGUUAUGGGGCUGCUGUUGGAGACAAGAGAAUGAAAUCAUCCGAGGCUGAGGUUAGGAAGACCCUGAAAUACCUGCAGGACCUGGGACUGCUACCAAAAUCAGCACACAAGGUGAGUAAGGGGGCGGAGCUUCAAUAUUAUCGCACUGGAGAACCACGGCCUGAAAGUGACUCGUCCCCUCCUCAGUUCAUUCCAGAGGUGCCCUUUAAGUCACAGUCCUACCCUGACCUCAUCCGAUACCAGAGCGAUGCGGCACAAGUUCCCCAGCAGGACGAGGGGUUAGACCUGCUCACAGCCGCUCUUCAGAAGUAUCUUUCCAAGAACAAACUGCCUCAGUCUGAUCUGGGAGACAGAUCCAGAGUGGACCGACUCUACUUAAAAGAUGGAUCAACAAAGUCUUCCGCCAGUGACUCUCUUAGACCCGUGGAUGAAUCCUUCAUCUGGAAAGUUCUGCGGAACAUGGGAAGGCAGAGUGGGGAUGUGAAGAGUCUGAAGGCAGCAGACCUGGAUAAGCUUGCUGUUCUAAUCAUGGACGCUCUGCAGGUGGCAGACAAGCAGGCAGGUCAAGGAGAAAGGCCCAGAGACCUGGAGACACAGAGUCCUGAGGACGAGGAUGAAGACAUGCAAUAUGAGGACCAGCAUCCUGAGAGUUAUGUAAUGGAUCAAGCCCCUGAAGACAGUGCUCAGAAUCAGAGAGAAGAGAAUGAGGAAAGUUCAUCAGUCACUCAAAGGACAAUCCAAAUCAUCCCACCUGUGACAGAGGGACAGACGGUAGUGGAGGAGAAGAGAACUAUGGACAGCAAGCAGGAUGUGGGCUUUUUAGGAAAGCUGCUGGAGUACCUGGAUAAAACCUCCAGCUCAGAAGCUGAGCCUGUUGAUAAGGGGCGGGGUGUGUCUGUGGAGACGGUUCAUAGCCGAACCACACACCGAGAGGUGGGGAUGCAGAAAAAGGCCAUAGAGAGAGUGGAGGAGGUAGAAGGCUGGGUCCAGGCAGCAGCUAUAGCGCCCUCCUCUGCUCUGAAGGAAAACCCUGCACCACACCAUAAGAACAUGAAAGCACAGGAUCUUCAGCUGGAUGUCCAGAGCAACCCUAAAAAUGACAUCUACGGAUACAUUAUUACUGACACAGAAAAUCUUCCCACUAAUAUGGGUUUGAAUCUAAUGGAGUUGGUGGCUCGUAAAGCGAAGAUUCAAAUGACUGAUUUCUCCGACCUCUCUGUUGUUAGUCCAGCUGUGACAUUUCAGGUCCGUCCAAAUGCUCAGAACAUCACUACAGCGGAUGUGGCUAAUGUGGCAGUCCAUCGAAAGGAUGAACUGGAGAAAGAAGCAAAAGUCAAGAUUAUAGAGGCUGGAGUCACUGAUAGGAGCAAACUGAAUCAGAUUCCCACUAAGUACAGUCACUCCGAAUCUCUGAAGUUUCUAAUUCUGACUGUGAUUUCCAUCAUCUGUAUAAUUGGAGUGUUAAUAGCAUCCAGCGUGGUCUACUGUCUGCGUCAUCGCUCUCAUCACAAACUCAAAGAGAAGCUCACCAACCUUGGCUCUGACUCCAGCACUGACGCCACUGCUACCUACCAGGAGUUGUGCAGGCAGAGAAUGGCAGUAAAGCCUCCUGUAGAGAAGCCAGAUCCUAUUCAUUCUUCUCGUAUAAAUAGUGUGUCAUCUCAGCUGAGUGAUGGCCCAAUGCCAAGCCCCUCUGCACGCACUAGCACCUCCUCCUGGAGUGAAGAACCCGUCCAUUCUAACAUGGACAUCUCUACUGGUCACAUGAUACUGGCGUAUAUGGAGGACCACCUGAAAAAUAAGACUCGUUUGGUGUCUGAGUGGGAGGCUCUCUGUGCAUACCAGGCUGAGCCCAAUGCCACCACUAUCGGCCAGAGAGACGGCAACGUCAAGAAAAACCGCGCAAGCACAGUCAUAGCCUACGAUCAUUGCAGAAUAACUCUGAAGGUGGAGAACAAUCAAGGCAACUCGGACUACAUCAAUGCCAGUCCAAUCAUGGAUCAUGACCCUCGUAAUCCUGCAUACAUCGCCACUCAGGGCCCGCUGCCCUCCACCGUGGCUGACUUCUGGCAGAUGGUCUGGGAGAGCGGGUGUGUGGUGAUUGUCAUGCUGACUCCUCUCACUGAGAACGGUGUGAAGCAGUGUUAUCACUACUGGCCCGAUGAAGGCUCUAACCUCUACCACAUUUAUGAGGUUAAUCUGGUUUCUGAGCAUGUGUGGUGUGAUGAUUUCCUGGUUCGGAGUUUUUACCUGAAGAACAUGCAGACUAACGAGACCCGUACAGUCACACAGUUUCACUAUCACACCUGGCUGAAUGACCAAACGCCCGAAACCAGCCAAACCCUGCUUGACUUCCGCAGGAAGGUAAACAAAUGCUACCGUGGAAGAUCCUGCCCUGUCAUUGUUCACUGCAGUGAUGGAGCUGGACGGACUGGGACAUACAUUUUGAUUGACAUGGUGUUGAAUAAAAUGGCCAAAGGUGCAAAAGAGAUUGAUAUUGCUGCUACGCUGGAACACCUGAGAGACCAGAGACCCGGCAUGGUUCAGACCAAGGAUCAGUUUGAGUUUGCCCUGACGACUGUAGCUGAAGAGGUGAACGCUAUUCUCAAAAUCCUGCCACAGUGAUACUUCCCUUCUUCCUCCCUCUCAGUUGUAUAAAAGCUAUUAUCCCAUUUCUGAGAAGAUAUAUGUCCUAUAGAAACUAUUUUGUCUGUAAAUGAUUAGACUAUAUUCAGUAGCAAUUAGUCAUUGUGUAUUAUUUCAGUUCUGUGUAAUUUUGAAAGCACAUUCAUUUCGUUUUUUGCCAUGUCAUUGUUUCAAAUUUUAUUUACUCUCUCAUCAUUUCUAUUUCUAUUGCAUCACGCACAGAAAACUGGCCAGAUCUGUUUCUGAAUAUAUAGAUAAUUGGACCUGAAUGUAUUAAAUUAAUCUGUAUUUGCGUCUUUAUUUAAGAUUUUUAAUUUAAGAUAACCCAUGUUCUUUGGGUUGUGACAACUACAGU